Messenger RNA from Neomonachus schauinslandi (Hawaiian monk seal), 1347 nucleotides. It is a transcript of the gene VTA1, whose product is annotated as vesicle trafficking 1. Gene Ontology annotation, cellular component: multivesicular body. Lineage: Eukaryota; Metazoa; Chordata; Mammalia; Carnivora; Phocidae. Gene Ontology annotation, biological process: late endosome to vacuole transport via multivesicular body sorting pathway. The record is from RefSeq and is a predicted model, not a curated record.
AUGGCCGAGCUUGCUCCGCUGCCCCCACUACCCCCCCAGUUUAAGAGCAUACAGCAUCAUCUGAGGACGGCUCAGGAACAUGACAAGCGGGACCCUGUGGUGGCUUAUUACUGUCGUUUAUAUGCAAUGCAAACUGGAAUGAAGAUUGAUAGUAAAACUCCUGACUGUCGUAAAUUUUUAUCAAAGCUAAUGGAUCAAUUAGAAGCUCUUAAGAAACACUUGAGUGAUAAUGAAGCUAUUACUCAAGAAAUAGUUGGUUGUGCCCAUUUGGAGAAUUAUGCUUUGAAAAUGUUUUUGUAUGCAGAUAAUGAAGACCGUGCUGGACGAUUUCACAAAAACAUGAUCAAGUCCUUCUAUACUGCAAGUCUUUUAAUAGAUGUCAUAACAGUGUUUGGAGAACUCACUGAUGAAAAUGUGAAACACAGGAAGUAUGCAAGGUGGAAGGCAACAUAUAUCCAUAAUUGUUUAAAGAAUGGAGAGACUCCUCAAGCAGGGCCUGUUGGAAUUGAAGAAGAUAAUGAUGUUGAAGAAAAUGAAGAUGCUGGAGCAACAUCCCUGCCAACUCAGCCGCCUCAGCCGUCAUCUUCGACUUACGACCCAGGCAGCAUGCCAUCCAGCAGCUUCUCUGGCAUACAGAUUCCUCCCGGCGCGCAUGCUCCAGCUAACACACCAGCGGAAGUGCCUCACAGCACAGGUGUAGCAAGUAAUACUAUUGAACCUACUCCACAGACUAUUCCAGCUAUUGAUCCUGCACUUUUCAGUACAGUCUCCCAGGGGGAUAUCCGUCUAACACCCGAGGACUUUGCUAGAGCCCAGAAAUACUGCAAAUAUGCUGGCAGUGCUUUGCAAUAUGAAGAUGUCAGCACUGCUGUGCAGAAUCUACAGAAGGCCCUCAAGUUACUAACUACAGGCAGAGAAUGAAGCCUUUGUACAGUAGAUCCAUGCAUUUUUGGCUUAAAGAACUAACAGUCCAUUACUCUAUCUUCAGCCUAUCAGGAGCACAGUUUUAAGGAAGACUUCAGUUGCAUUGACUAUAACAAUGAAAUCUGUGUCUGUGUAUCAGAUUCCUGUUGAAGCAUUCAGCAGCAGCCUCAACCAGUUUUCAUUGUCCAUUUAGUGGAUCCAGUAAUCUCCGGGUAUACAGGGCUGAUGUGAGCAAAAUCCUAAAAAUGCCCAUUGAAUCCUGCUUCAGGAAAUGAAAACACACUUCUAUAAAAUGUAUUGGGGUUCGCAUUGUAUCUUAAUAUACAUAAAUUAGGGAUUUUUUAAUCAUAAUUUGGAGACACAGACUAUAUUAUUUUGCUAUAAAAUUCUAAAUUUAACUUUUAAUAAAAGUUGCCAGAAUAU